AUGUCGAGUACGACAGAACAACCGCAAAACAGCAAAGCAGCCCAAUUCUCCGUCCUAGGGGAUGACAAAAUGUCUUUCUGGAAGUCCUACCGCAACCUCUCUCCUCGCACCCGAAUGAUCUUUGGCUUCGGACUCAUGGGCUACGCUGCAUUUGGGCUCUGGAGUGAAUCCCGUGUGGAGAAAACCCUAGGAAUGGUGCCGAGUGAGGCGGAAAAGGAGGAAUUAGACAAACACAUCAGCGUGAAGAUCCAUAGCGUGGAUAAAGCGAAUUGA
Ophidiomyces ophidiicola is the source of this 273-nucleotide messenger RNA. RefSeq lists its product as uncharacterized. The record is from RefSeq and is a predicted model, not a curated record. Lineage: Eukaryota; Fungi; Ascomycota; Eurotiomycetes; Onygenales; Onygenaceae. Bases 1 to 273 code for a protein of 90 amino acids. The transcript has 2 exons.